AUGUCAGGCCCUCAGUGCUUUGAGAAUCCACCAACCCUCAGCUCCAGCAGUGGAGCUGGGUGUGUUGCAGAAAUUGGAGGCCUCAAGGCCUAUGUUUCAGGCCCUUCUGAUUCCAAGCUUGCUAUUCUUCUCGUUUCGGACGCUUUUGGGUAUGAAGCCCCAAAUCUUAGGAACCUUGCUGACAAAGUUGCGGGUGCUGGAUUCUACGUGGUGGUCCCUGACUUCUUCUAUGGAGAUCCAUUUUCACCGGAAACCAAUGUACCAGUCUGGUUAAAAGCGCAUGCAACGGAUAAAGGAUUUGAAGAUGCAGAACCGAUUAUUGCAGAACUGAGAAGUAAAGGCAUAAACGCAAUUGGAGCAGCAGGAUUUUGCUGGGGUGGGAAAGUGGUCGUUGAGCUAUCCAAGGCUGGUCACAUUCAAGCUGCAGUGCUCUUACACCCUUCUCGUGUCACUGUGGAUGAUAUAAAGGAGAUUAAGGCACCAAUUGCUAUAUUGGGAGCUGAAACUGACCAUACGUCUCCACCGGAGCUCCUCAAACAGUUCGAGGAGGUUCUAUCCACUAAACCCGAGGUCAACGGUUACGUGAAGAUAUUUCCUGGGGUUGAUCAUGGAUGGUCUGUCAGGUACAAGGUUGAAGAUGAAGAGGCCGUGAAGCAAGCCGAGGAAGCACACCAGAACAUGAUGGACUGGUUUACCCAGUAUGUUAAGUAAAGAGGACUUGGCCUAUAAGAGUUUAUGGUCUCUAGUUAUAGUUCACUGCUCUUCUGCUGUAUUAUCAAUAAUGAGCCCAGAUGGCUGAGCUUCCGUUUAGAUGUUGUGUGGAAAUUGAGUUAUUCUGUUGUGUUUUAAGAUAGAAAACCAGUGUCUAUGGUUGGAUUGUCAAACCCCUGCAUCUCUGCCAGGAAGUGUUGACUUCUACUGGCAUUCGUAUACGUGGUCCAGGCACAAGCUUCGAAGCUUCAAUACAUAUUAGUGUUAGAACAUAAACGACGUCGUUUUUCUGAGGCGUAUUCAUCUUCUUUUCUUC
Messenger RNA from Vitis riparia (riverbank grape), 1027 nucleotides. Its product is annotated as endo-1,3;1,4-beta-D-glucanase-like. Gene Ontology annotation, molecular function: hydrolase activity. Lineage: Eukaryota; Viridiplantae; Streptophyta; Magnoliopsida; Vitales; Vitaceae. The coding region runs from base 1 to 711 and encodes 236 amino acids. The record is from RefSeq and is a predicted model, not a curated record. The transcript is spliced from 7 exons.